Colletotrichum acutatum is the source of this 1269-nucleotide messenger RNA. Its product is annotated as general substrate transporter. Gene Ontology annotation, biological process: transmembrane transport; carbohydrate transport. Gene Ontology annotation, molecular function: carbohydrate:proton symporter activity. Bases 1 to 1269 code for a protein of 422 amino acids. The transcript is spliced from 4 exons. The record is from RefSeq and is a predicted model, not a curated record. Lineage: Eukaryota; Fungi; Ascomycota; Sordariomycetes; Glomerellales; Glomerellaceae. Gene Ontology annotation, cellular component: membrane.
AUGGCUACCACUGCAUCUAAAACGCCUUACUUUGGGCUUAAAGGGAAGUGGCUUACUUACUGGAUUACGUUUGCAUGCAGUGUAGAUAUGCUCAUGUUCGGCUAUGACCAAGCAGUCUUUAGCGGCGUCAUCGUGACUGACGAUUUUCUCGAGCUUCAUGACCUCGUCGGCCCGGAGAAGACCCGUAUGCUAUCCACAAUCACAGCAAUAUAUGACAUUGGCUGUUUCGUCGGAGCGAUUCUGGCCUUCACUAUUGGGGAAUCAUUAGGUCGAACGAAGUCCAUCCUCAUCGGAACCGCGAUUAUGAGCAUCGGCGCUAUCUUGAUGGCAUCGUCUUACAACUUGGCUCAGAUGUUCGUUGGCCGCAUUGUGCUAGGAAUCGGCAACGGAGUCAACACGGCUACCGCCCCGAUUUGGCAGACUGAGACAGCUCCCGCUCACUGGCGCGGGAAGCUGGUCAUGUUUGAGAUGAUGAUGAACAUUGUGGGAUUCUCACUUUGCAAUUGGAUCAACUUUGGUCUAUCAUAUGCAGGCGGUGCCGUCGCGUGGAGGUUCCCCCUCGCCUUCCAAUUCGUCUUCAUCAUCGCGCUGUUCGCCACUGUUCCAUGGCUGCCUGAGUCGCCCCGAUGGCUGAUAUCACAUGGGCGGGAGGAAGAGGCAACUCAGAUUCUUUCCUGUCUCGAGGCGAAACCAGAAGACGAUGCGUUUGUUAUUUCUCAGAAGGAAGAGAUACGAUUUAGUAUUGAUUACGAAAGAGAACAUCGUAUCCAGUGGAGAGAUCUGCUGCGACCUGAUCCAGGCGCAACCAGACCACUGCGCAGAAUCAUUUUAGGGGCUGGCACGCAAUUCAUGCAGCAAUUUGAAGGUAUCAACAUCAUGAGCUAUUACAUGCCGGCCGUUUUGAUCUCCGCGGUGGGCCUAUCGAACGAGCUAGCACGUCUUCUGACCGCUGUUAACUCAUUGACUUAUCUGAUCUUCUCAUGUGUCUCCGUCACCCUAGUCGAGAGAUGGGGACGGCGAGGACUCAUGCUUCUUUCCACUGCCGGUCAAGGCUUAGCGUUUCUUGUGAUCACGAUUCUUCUCAGAUAUGGUGGUCCGGAAGGAAACCAGAGAGCAUCAGAGGGAUCCAUUGUCUUUUUCUUUCUCUACUUCAUGGCCUUUGGCCUGGGAAUGCUGGGUGUUCCCUGGCUUUACCCCACAGAGAUCAACUCGAUUGCCAUGCGAACAAAGGGUGCUGCAGUGGCCACAGCCACCAAUUGGUACAAUUGA